Molecule: messenger RNA, 1314 nt
Organism: Hemiscyllium ocellatum (epaulette shark)
Lineage: Eukaryota; Metazoa; Chordata; Chondrichthyes; Orectolobiformes; Hemiscylliidae
Product: cathepsin E-A-like
Exons: 10
Coding region: 1-1314 (437 amino acids)
Biological process (GO): proteolysis
Cellular component (GO): endosome
Molecular function (GO): aspartic-type endopeptidase activity
Source: RefSeq, a predicted model, not a curated record
AUGUGGGCCAUCAGUCGUGGCAGAAAUGUACUCAAACACAAUCUGCACCUCAUGGCCCAGUCUAUUCUGCACUCCACCAUUACCAUCAAACCAGGGGAUCAACCCGGGCUCAAUGAAGACUGCAGGAAGGUACAUCAAGAGCAGCUCCAGGAAGUCAGUGGAAGUGAACAGGAACACAGAAUUCCACUGAAGAAGCACAAGUCAGUCAAGCAAACAAUGAGAGAGAAAGGGAUACUCUCGUAUUUCUGGGAGCACCAUAAGAUGGAUAUGGUACAAAUGGGUCAAGUUCAGGAGUGUUCUGCCAUACAAAGAACAUCUGAGCCCCUUCUCAAUUACAUGGAUACUCAGUAUGGCGGGGAGAUUUCCAUUGGCACACCACCUCAGAAUUUCACUGUUGUAUUUGAUACUGGUUCAUCCAAUUUAUGGGUGCCUUCGGUUUAUUGCCACAGCAGAGCUUGCAAAGACCAUGACAAGUUCAUCCCAGAUAAAUCAUCGACUUAUACAAGGGAUGGCCGUCCUUUCUCUAUCCAUUAUGGUACAGGCAGUCUGACAGGAAUAAUUGGAAUAGAUACUGUAACGGUUGAAGGCAUCACCAUUGUGAACCAGAAAUUUGGUGAGAGUGUGACAGAGCCUGGCACAACGUUUCUGUAUUCCCCAUUUGAUGGGAUUCUUGGACUGGCUUACCCAUCUAUUGCAACAGCAGAUGCCACACCAGUAUUUGACAACAUGGUGGCGCAAGGCUUGGUAAACUUGCCCAUAUUCUCUGUGUAUCUUAGCAGAAAUCCAAAUGAUGAGUCUGGGAGUGAAAUUGUUUUUGGUGGAUUUGAUACUUCGCACUUCACUGGUGAACUUCAUUGGAUUCCUGUGACCAACAAAGGAUACUGGCAAAUUCAGUUAGACGGUGUGAAGGUCGGUGGAACUGUUCUGUUCUGUGAAAAUGGAUGCAAAGCCAUAGUUGACACUGGCACAUCUCUCCUUACUGGACCUGUCAAGAGCAUCAAUGCACUACAGAACAGGAUUGGGGCAGUUUCUAGCAGAAAUGGAAUGUACUCCAUAGACUGUGAUCAUAUGUCCAAUAUGCCUGAUGUGACGUUCACAAUAGGAGGUGUUGACUAUGUUCUUCCACCACAGGCCUACACACUUCAGGAGGAGGAUGAAUGGGGACGAAUUUAUUGCAGCAGUGGAUUCCAAGGAAUGGACAUACCUCCACCUGCUGGACCAUUCUGGAUCCUGGGUGACGUCUUCAUUGGCUAUUAUUAUGCAGUGUUUGAUAGAGGGAACAACAGGGUGGGCCUGGCUAAAUCCAUCCCGUAA